GUACGGUCACCACGUGGGUAUGUUUACAUUUUACCAACGCAUUUCGCGAGACAAGCGGCUUCAAUUGCAAUUUAGUGUCUGUCGCUUGAAGAUGAUCAGCAUCAGUCAUGAAUUUUUCAUACAAGUUUUCGAACCUCUUGGGAUGUGUGUAUCGCCGAGGCAAUCUUGCAUUCACAGCUGAUGGUGAUAGUGUAGUGAGCCCUGUUGGUAACAGAGUUACAAGAUUUGAUCUCAAAAACAGCAAAUCAGAGACCUUUGCCAUCGAGUCAAGGCUGAACAUUGUGUGUGUAGCAUUAUCACCAGAUGGAUUCUCUGCUGUUUUUGUUGAUGAAGGAGGAGGAGCUCUUUUAUGCAGUCUUCUGAGUAAGACAGUGCUCCAUCAUUUUAGCUUCAACCGUCCUGUAUCAUGUGUUAAGUACAGUCCCGAUGGAAAGAAGCUUGCUGUAACUAAGGAGAAUGUUGCCCUUGUAUACACCACACCAUGCAGUAGUAGUAGAGAGUUCAACCCUCUUACCCUUCACAGAACAUACUAUGGAGCAUAUGAUGAAACAACAUGCAUUGACUGGACAUCAGAUUCAAGAGCAUUUGCUGUUGGUUCCAAGGACAUGAACACCAGGGUGUUUGCUGUAGAUGACAUGGAUCAUCUUAUUGUUUACUCACUGGCAGGACAUAAGGACUCUAUCGUAGCUUGCUUCUUUGAACAGAAUUCACUUGAUUUGUACACAUUAAGCAGAAGAGCAGAUCUCAUUGUGUGGGAAUGUGACACAGACCUUGAUGUGCUCCAACCUGCCACGCAACACAGUCACAACCCUCUGCACAAGAAAGGAAGGAAAGAGAAAAUCAACAAGGAGGAGGAGGAGGAAAUGGAAGAAGAGAAACAGAACAAAAUCAAGUACAAGAGAAUUGCCAAGCAUUAUUAUAACAAAUCUGGUGACUUUGAUGACUUGACUUGUGCAGACUAUCACAAGAAAAACAGAAUUCUUGUGGCUGGAUUUGCUUCAGGAGUCUUCCACUUACACGAGAUGCCAGACUAUAACCUCAUCCAUACUCUCAGCAUCUCUGAGCAGCGUGUAGCAUCAGUAGUAUUCAAUGCUCCAGGAGAUUGGAUUGCGUUUGGCUGUCUUGGUUUAGGACAGUUGUUGGUAUGGGAGUGGCAAAGUGAGAGCUAUGUUCUGAAGCAGCAGGGGCAUUUCAACAAUAUGACAUGUGUAGACUACUCUAGAGACGGCAUGCUGAUUGCUACAGGUGCUGAAGAUGGCAAGGUCAAAAUAUGGAAUCUAUCCAGUGGAUUUUGUUUUGUGACAUUCAGCGAGCACAGUGGAGGCGUGAGUGGUGUGUGUUUUAAUGAGGCUGGUAAAGUGGUGGUUUCUGCUUCAUUAGAUGGUACCGUCAGAGCAUUCGACCUUCACAGGUAUCGGAACUUUCGGACAUUUACAUCUCCACAGCCAGUGCAGUUCUCCUGUUUAGCUCUUGAUGCUAGUGGUGAAAUUGUAUGUGCUGCAGGUCUAGAUGUGUUUGAGAUCUUUAUGUGGUCAAUGCAGACGGGAAGAUUACUUGAGGUCCUCUCAGGUCACGAAGCUCCAGUUUCUGGUCUAAGUUUUGGUCCAAGUGGCUCUCAGCUAGCCAGCUCUUCCUGGGAUAAGUCUGUUAGACUAUGGGAUGUCUUUGGGCGCUCAGGAUCUAGAGAGGCACUCAGGCUCUCAUCAGAUGGUAUGUGCGUCACAAUGAGCCCUAGUGGGGAGGAGCUGGCAGUAGCUACUCUUGACUACCAGAUAACAUUCUGGAAUGUACAGACUGCUGUUCAGACUGGUUCUAUUGAAGGCAAGCAAGAUCUGGGCAGUGGUCGCAGGAGUGAUGACAUGGUCACUGCAAAGACAUCUUCUGCUGCAAAGUCUUUCACCACAUUGUGUUACUCUGCCGAUGGGUCUUACAUCUUAGCAGCCGGACGCUCCAAAUACAUCUGUAUCUAUCACAUUCAAGAACAACUUCUAGUGAAGAAGUUUGAAAUCUCCUGCAACAUGUCUCUAGACGCUAUGGAGGAGUUCUUGAGUAGGCGGAACUUAACAGACUUUGGAAACUCUGCACUGAUCGAUAUGAAUGUGGGCGAAGAUGGUCAGCAGAUGGCCAUAUCACUUCCUGGGGUCACCAAAGGAGACAUGAGUUCUAGGUCCUUUAAGCCAGAGGUCAAUGUUUCCUGUGUCAGAUUCUCAGCUACAGGUUCCCAGUGGGCAGCCACCACAACUGAAGGCCUGCUUGUAUAUUCUGUAGACAGUAGUUUAACCUUUGACCCCUUUGACCUGACCCUUGACCUCACUCCAUCCGUUGUCUUUGAUGCUUUGAAGCAAGAGGAGUGGUCCAAGGCGCUUAUGAUGGCCUUCAGACUCAAUGAGAAAGCAGUAAUACGACAGGUCAUCGAAGCAAUACCAUGGCCACAAGUGGAUGUGAUAUGUAGCAGUAUAGCAGAUACAUACGUAGAGAAGAUGUUGUCCUAUGUAGCAGAGCAGCUUACAUCAUCACCUCAUCUUGAGUUCUAUGUGUUAUGGGCUGAGAGACUUCUUACCAUCCAUGGAUCAAGACUCAAACUCAAACAUUCAUCUAACCAUCAUGCCAUGCUUACAGCUCUACAGAAAGCACUCAUCUCAAAGACUGAUACCAUAGGCAAAAUAUGUGACACUAAUCGGUACACACUUCAAUACCUCCAGACUUUGGCUAAAGUCCAAUCUAGGAAGAGAAAGUUGAUGCCUCUUGGAUCAGAAGAUGACAAGGAUUCUGAGGAGGAAGAGAUAAUGAGUUUGAGAGAAGUAGAAGACAUUGACAGUGAUGAUUCUGAUACACAGAUUACACCACUCAUCAAUUAACAUGAUUAAGCAUCAUUAAGUAGUUGAAUCAUUUGAUUGGGUAUACCAAGGUUUGAUCCUGACAUGCCACAUAUACCUUUAUGUCAUGUGCUUCUCUCCACCAAUGUAGCAUGCAAGUGUCAAUCUAGCUGGAAUUGUUACUAUUAUUAUUAUUAUUAUUAUUAUUAUAAUUAUUGCUAUUGUAAUUAUGACUU
Molecule: messenger RNA, 3052 nt
Organism: Strongylocentrotus purpuratus (purple sea urchin)
Lineage: Eukaryota; Metazoa; Echinodermata; Echinoidea; Camarodonta; Strongylocentrotidae
Product: periodic tryptophan protein 2 homolog
Exons: 18
Coding region: 108-2858 (916 amino acids)
Biological process (GO): ribosomal small subunit assembly; maturation of SSU-rRNA from tricistronic rRNA transcript (SSU-rRNA, 5.8S rRNA, LSU-rRNA)
Cellular component (GO): Pwp2p-containing subcomplex of 90S preribosome; small-subunit processome
Molecular function (GO): protein binding
Source: RefSeq, a predicted model, not a curated record